AUAUCCUCCGCCCGCCCCCGUUCCACCCUUUCCCCUCCCUCCCCUUCCCUCUAUUUCACCACCCGCAUCCGCCCUCCCCCGCGACGAUCACCGGGUGCAAUCCGUCCACUCUGCCCACCGGAAAUCUCCUUUCUUUCCGGCGACUGGGAGGCGGCGGCGAUGAAGUUCGGCAAGAGCCUCAGCGGGCAGAUCGUGGAGACGCUGCCGGAGUGGCGCGACAAGUUCUUGUCCUACAAGGACCUCAAGAAGCGCCUCAAGCUCAUCGGCGCCGGCGCUGGGAGCGGGGCCGAGCGGCAGCCCAAGCGGGCCCGCCGCGAGGACGGCGGGAAGGCCGACGCGUCCUCCGGCGCCCCGGCGGCGGCGGCGGCGGCGGCGGCGAUGACGCCCGAGGAGGCGGACUUCAUGCAGCUCCUGGAGGCCGAGCUCGACAAGUUCAACUCUUUCUUCGUCGAGAAGGAGGAGGAAUACAUCAUCCGCCAGAAGGAGCUGCAGGACCGCGUGGCCAGGGCGGCAGGGCAGGACUCCAAGGAGGAGCUCAUGCGGGUGCGCAAGGAGAUCGUCGACUUCCACGGCGAGAUGGUGCUGCUCGAGAACUACAGCGCCCUCAACUACACUGGACUGGUUAAGAUUCUCAAGAAGUAUGACAAAAGAACUGGAGCCCUGAUCCGUCUGCCCUUCAUCCAGAAAGUCCUGCAGCAGCCUUUCUUCACCACUGACCUCCUGUACAAGCUUGUGAAGCAGUGCGAAACCAUGCUGGAGCAGCUCCUGCCGACCAGUAAGCCAUCUGUAUCACGUGAAGAUGGAAAAGUAGAUAGCAAUGACGAAGAAAAGCCAGCAAAGCCCACUUCCUUGGUCAACGGCAGUGGCAUUCCGGAUUUAGAUGAGCUUGAGUACAUGGAGGGCAUGUACAUGAAGAGCACAGUUGCAGCACUUAGGUCGCUGAAGGAGAUCCGGAGCAAGAGUUCGACUGUCAGCAUGUUCUCGUUGCCACCUCUUCAGGGCAACAAUGCGCCUGAAGAGCCGGAGAGGUGGAACAAGAUACCUGUGAUAGAACAGGCCGCCAAAUGACAUGGCGAAUGUGCGAUGUCUAUGCCUCAACUGAUCACAACUUUAGUCUUGACAUUUGCUGGAGACAGGGCCGGGAUCCUCCCUGUCGUAUAUUAAGUAAUCUGUAUGAGUUCAGGAUACCUAACGGCUGUAAAAUGGUGGAGAUGUCGUUUAUAUGAUGUUAAAUCAUAGAAUCCCAGCAUAACCGUCAGACAGAACUGAGCUGAUUUUAUUCACUAUUGUGAAUUGAUCCGGUAAUUUUGCUGAUCAACAUAUUUUGUUUAUGGUUUGUUCAUUGUU
This is a messenger RNA of Setaria italica (foxtail millet), 1347 nucleotides long. Its product is annotated as SPX domain-containing protein 1. The transcript has 3 exons. The coding region runs from base 160 to 1068 and encodes 302 amino acids. Lineage: Eukaryota; Viridiplantae; Streptophyta; Magnoliopsida; Poales; Poaceae. The record is from RefSeq and is a predicted model, not a curated record. Gene Ontology annotation, biological process: cellular response to phosphate starvation.